AAAGAAGAUCAGUCAUAGAUACCAGAAAGUAGAUGUCGUACGAUUCUCCCUAUGUCCUUAUCCUUUGAGUAAUCCAAUAGAACGGUAUGGUUUGCCUUUGAAUCCUGAUCAGGAUGCUUGUGGUGCCCAUUGAAUUACUUUAGUUGCAUCAGCAUAAGACCAAUUAGACUAACAAAAACAAUAUUUUAGAUACGUAUUAUUGACUCUGACUCCAUGCAACCAUGAAGGAUGUCAGAUGAACCAACCAAGCACCUUCCAAAUGGAUAUUAUAUUGAGACACCGAAGACAUAUGAGAACUUGAUGCAGACGUCAACCUCAAGCUAGAUUUUCCUGUAUAUCCAAUACAUGGUGUUUUUUUCCCGAGCUCUUUUCUGGAUAUCUAAAGUUGCCACUCUCUCUUUAGAGUCCCACUAGCAUUUGAAGGUCAGUUAGGUGUCAUAAUCCCAUAUUGAUUAAUAAAAAAGGUGCUACAUGGGUUUAUUAGUCUGAACCAGUUCACCUCCCAAUAAUUUAAACUUUUGAGCUAUGAGUCCCCGACAAAUAGUAUCAAAGCCAAGCCCAUUGGGAGACAACUUCUAUUAGUUAUAUGGGCCUCUCACUAGAAGAUACCUAGAUCAUGGGGAAAAUUAUUAUAGUCCCAUAUUGGCUGAUGAAAGAGGUGCCACAUAGUUUUAUUAGCACGAACCGAUCUUUCCAAUAGCUUAAGCUUGUGGGCUCUGAGGACAUAUUGCAGAUCAAGGGUGAGGGCCAGUGACCUUUGUGAUCUUUAUAGGGCUAUGCCUAUGUGGAGGAUGAGUGGUGGCUAGAUUUGGAAGCUUCGUGUUCACCUUGAGUUGCCUUAUUCUUCUUGAAGAUGGCAUAGGGAUGCCUACGAACCAAGAGCAUACUGCAUGGCAGAGGGCUGAGUCUUCCAUAUGCCUGCGACAGAUGUCCGGAGGAGGAGACGGUUGCAUUAUUUUGCUGCCCCGAGGUCAAGCAAACCUAGAUGCUGGUUGGAGGUGAUUGGAGGUUCUGACAAUCCACAACCUCCGUCACUACCUUUCUGAAUUGCUUGGAAGGAACUAUGAAGAUUUCUGCUUUGGGACCAUGGGGGCUGAGGGCUACUUACCUUAUCUACCAUAUUUGGCUGGACAAGAAUGCUCGGAUCUUCGAGAAUAAGAGACAACACCGAGGCUGGUCGUCGAUAGAGCCUUACUUCAGACGGCCAAGGUCUCUCAGUCAUCUUCCGUUGGAGAUGCCAUGAUUGCAAAGGAUAUCUGGAACUCCCGUCCAGCUCUUGCAACGACCCAAACGAUACUCAUCGGAUGGGAGCCCCAACCUCCGAGCUUUCUCAAGAUUAAUUUCGACGACAGCGUAUCUGAGGACAGUAACAGAGUUGGAGUCAGAUUUGUGAUCAGAAGUUUGGACUCUAGAUUGCUUGUGAUUGGGGGUAGCUGCAUUUUGAAGUCACUAUUCCUAGUGCGGAGUUGAGGGUAGCCUAGGAGGGUCUUACCUAUGCCAGACUCACCUUGAGAGCAGAUCGAAUUCAGAUUGAAAGCGACACCGCUAUGGUAAUUCAAUAGAUUCGAGGUCAUUAUAGGACGUUGUGUGGGCACCCACCGCUACAGGACAUCCUCAAGCUGAUAGGGAUUGUAGUGCUUUUUAAGCUUUCCAUGUCUACAGAAAAAUGAAUAGAGUGACGAACUAGAUUGCCUCUUUCAUUACUUGGCUUUCCGAUGGCACUCUCUGGCACAACUAUAAAACCAUACCUUCUCUUUUAAAUUCUCUUUUUCUUUCUGAUCUUAUAGGAUGUUUUCAUACUAGACAUGCAUAAUCUCUCCGACUUAUCAAAAAAAAAAAAAGCUAUUGUUGACCACAUGAAAAUCGAGAAAUUAUAUUCUACACCACAUGCACCACAUCGAUCAUCGUAUGUUCUUCUUAUAGGCUCCAUUCAUCAUGGCUUGUUUCGAUAAUUAGCCCAUAGAAAGAAGAUACCAUGAUUGGUAGGAUGCACACCGCACCACGUUGGUAUACAUGGUGUAGAGUAUGAUUUCUAUGGGGAACGAAAGAUGUAUAAUGUACACUUGGCCUCCACAAGAAUAGGAAAAUAAGCCAGGGAGGUUGAGUAAUUUUAGAGUUCGACCGUUGGGCCGGGUGACUCAAAUAGACGGCGAGGAGGGAGAGACGGAGUCGGACAACUCUCUCGCUCUCUCUCUUCUUCGCAGAAAAAGAAAAGAGGCGAAGGAGACGACGACAGAAGCGGAACGAAUCGAACGCGAAUUACCAAAUCCCUCGAGAUCCGAUCCUUCUCUCGCAAGCUUUAAUCCAAUCACUUUUUUUCCUCCGGGCUUUUCUCGGUGAAAAAGGGCGAAUUUUGGGCCUUUUACUCGUCGCAGGUGGAAGGAAUCCGAUGUUGCCGUUAAAGACUCGAUCGGCGCGGAUGCGGGAUUUCGAGUCCGAAGCUUAUUCUUGAUUUCGAAUUCUUGGGUGGAUUUUUGGCUUAGAUUGCACCCCAAGAACGGUUGGGUUCUUGGGUCUUUCCAAGCGAAAUUUGAGCAGAAAUGGAAGGAACGGAGCUCCGGCGGAGCAUGACGCUCUCUGAGCAGCUUGCGGUCGAGGAUUCGCCCAAUCCUCCGACGGCGCCGACCGGCGUCGCCGAGAAGCGGGAGGCCUUCGCCGCCGAGAGCGGCCCGGGCAGCGUCAGCCACUGGAAUUUGAUGGACAUCAUCAAGGAGGAGCAUGACGUCAACGGGGGCGCCGGUGCCGGCAUCAACUGGAAGUCGUUGAAGGAGCGCCUCCGCCUCCACCGCACCGGCGCCGGCGCCGUCUGGGCCACCCCCUCCGGCCACCCCUGCCCCAUCUCCGAUCCCGAAGUCGUCGUCUCCGUCCGCCCCAACCCCGCGGCCACCCUCGGCCGCUCCAUCUCCCGCUCCGUCUCCAUCCGGAACGCCGAGAUCACCUUCCGGGGCUCUGCCUCCCGCCGCGGAGCCAUCGUCUCCGAUUACAAUCCCCCCGCCGCCGCCGCCAGGGGGACUGCGGAGGAGGAGGACUCUCCGGCGAGUGGCGGAAGCAGAGGAGGUGAAGAAGAACUGGAGGGGUGCGAGGGAUCCAACCGAAGCGGCGCCGGCGAGGCGGAGGCGGCGGCGGCGGAGCAACCGGUGACGAUUUCUUUGAUGGCGCUGCUGGAGCAAACGGACAGGUGGGGUGGGGAGGGGGAGGAGGCGUCGGCGGCAGAGGAGGAGGAGGUGGCGGAGGACGGGGAGGGGGAUGUCGGCGGGAUGUACUACGUGUGCUGCGUGUGCAUGGUAAGGCACAAAGGCGCUGCCUUUAUACCCUGCGGCCACACCUUCUGCCGGCUGUGCUCGCGGGAGCUGUGGGUGAGCGGCGGCAACUGCCCCCUCUGCAAUGGCUUCAUCUUUGAGAUCCUCGACAUCUUCUAGGUCUUUCUCCAUUCCCCAUUGCCCCCUGCUACCAUCCCAAUUGGGUACUCCUUCUUCUUCAUCAUUCCCCAUUGCCCCCUGCUAUCAUCCCAAUUGGGUAUCUUCUUAUUUACUUAAUUAUUGAAUUCAAUCUUCUUUUCUCGUACAAGAAAAUUAUUUUGGGUGGUGGAGCUCUCUGUCUAAUUUUAUGGGUUCUUAAGGUUGGGCUUGGUGAUAUGAUAGGAUAAUGGGCUGAUGAUAAUAAUGUAAUUGUAAUUUUAUGAUGUAUAAUCACUAUAAUGCAUAAGAGUUUUUAGGAAUUUUUAUUUUUUUUGGGUAUUAUGGUGCCUCACACAGCACGUGCACGAGUGCAGCCAACAAAAUCAGAAAAAACAUGGGUGGCCCGGAAAGAUUAGGACAUUGCUUGCUGAAUGGGAAGACAUUGUUGUUGCUGGUGAAUUUGUGUGAUUGAUUUGAAGAAAUUGUGGAUGUGUAUAGAGCUGUAGAUAGUUUUAGUGAUGAUCCCUUGUAUUAUUAUUUCUUUUAUAAUUCAAAUAAGCUUAUUUGGUGGUUUCAGAACCUAAUUAUUGUAGGAUUACUUUUAGGAUGCAUAUUAUUUAAUCUAAGUUGAUAGGAUAUCUAUGAUAUGCAUUAGGAUUUUAUUGUUUGUCCCUGCCUGCUAUUCCUGUUUAGGUUAUCAACAUGUGUAUCUCUGACUUCUCCUUAACGAACCUUGUCAAUUAUUAGAAUGUGCAUAGGUUUUCCUCUUUUUAUUAGCUUCUAAAAUAAAGGAUAGAGGUAAUGCUGAUUAUAAA
Messenger RNA from Phoenix dactylifera (date palm), 4213 nucleotides. The record is from RefSeq and is a predicted model, not a curated record. Lineage: Eukaryota; Viridiplantae; Streptophyta; Magnoliopsida; Arecales; Arecaceae.